AUGUACACGUGCUGUUCAGUCGGAGGUCGAACACGGCUUUCGUGUUGGAAUUAUGAAGAGAGUGGCGUUGAUAUAGUUACUGAAUUCAAUGCUAUUGUUAAUCAAAAUAUUGAAGGCGAAGAAGGCAAAAAUGGUGAACAACUUUUUCAAUAUGCAAGUGAUAAUUUAGUGGCGGAAAUUCUUAUUAAUCCUCAACACAGUACAUUAGUGCAAUGUGUAAGAAACUUAUUAGCUAGUUUUACAAAGUAUAGAUGCAUCAUUCAUGCGGGAUAUUCGUUUACAGAAAAUGGAUCAUGGAUCCUUCAGGACGGUUCGUUUUCUGUCACUGACUUCUUAGAUGCAUAUAAAACAGCUGAAGCUCAGCGUACGAUUAGACUACAUGAAAAUCAGAUUCGUAUUGAACUACAUUGUUCUGCAGACGCUGAUUGGAACCAAGUUAGCAGAGUUAAAGGCACACGUUUUUUGUUAAAUCCACCGGAAAAAAUAAUUGACAUUGAGUCAAUAGAAUCAAUCGUAAGAUGGCUAUGUGAUAAAAUUGAAGUGGCUGAACUUGAUAUACUACUUGAAGGGUCGCAAGUUGUUGGAAAUAUCAGAUUUAGUAGACCUACGCUUUAUGUGUUUCCUGCUGGUCAAGGUGAUUCCGCUUUAUUUGGUAUCAAUGGAUUCAACAUGUUAAUCGAUGGAGGAGCGGGAAGAAAUUCUUGUUUUUGGGGUUUUGCAAGACAUUUGGAUCGGUUAGAUGCAGUACUAUUAACAAGACUCAACAGUAGUAAUUUGGAGGGAGUCGCAUCAUUUUUAAAACGAAAAACCAUGUCUUCAUUGUAUCCACAAAUAGGACAUUUUUUCUGUAACUUCAAGACAAGAAAACAAAUAUCAUCUCCUAACAUAGAUGCUAAACAAGAUGUUCUUUCAAUUAGUUUAAUAGAUACAGCACAAAGCAUUAUAACUGAUCUUAAACAAUUGCAACUUCGUCCGCAUUUAUGUUAUCGAAAUAUAAAUUUAGAGCCAAUUAAUCUAUAUCAUAAAGUUGGUCAUGGAAAAUUAGAUAUGUAUGUAUUAAAUCCUUCCAAAGAUAGUAAAGAGGUAAAAGACUUUUUGACAAAAUGGAAUGAAGGUGAUCAAAAAUUAUUUAAUCCUACCAAAGAUUUACAGUUUCCGCUACCUAACAUUAUAUCCGUUUGUACCCUACUAGUAUGGCAACCAGCAAAUCCAAACACUACAAUCACUAGAAUUUUGUUCCCAGGAAGUAGUCCUCAAAAUAAGAUAUUUGAAUCUUUAGAAAGAGUCAGACAUCUCGAUUUUUUGAAGCAUCCUUCAUGUUCUAUUAAAUCAAUGAGUUCAUCUACAUCAGUAACAGUAAAAUCUCAGACAACUAAGAAGACUGUUCUUGAAAAAAUGAUUCCAGGUGAAACUAAAACCGUUAAGACUAUGGAAAAUUUAGAAGUAUCAACAUCAGCCUCAAAUGCUGUUAUUCAAACAGCUAUAAUACCAACAGUACCCAAAGAAGGAACUCCAAAGCCAAAGUUCCCUGUUGAAACAGAAAAACCAAAACAAAGUAUAAAGUUAGUUAUGAAAGAAACAGCAAAUGCAAAACCAAAAAUUGAACAUAAAUAUAGUUCAAUUAGCGCAAGAGUAAAUUCCAACAAGAUUGCCCAAAAAAGUUCAACUACCAAAAAAUCGUUGAAAUUAUCAUCUAAAUCUCCUCCUACUGAUAAAUCAUCACCCACUACUCCAAUCGAAAAUCAAGAAAAAGCGCCUAAACCAAUUAAACAAGUUAUUAAGCCAAAAUCAACAUCUACAACUACAAAAUCUCCUUCAAGCACUCCUACUAAAAGUAAGAAGGAGGAAGCCAAUCGAAAAGUUUUGGUUUCUUCGAGAACAAAUUCAGGUCUAAAGCGAACUCCAAUUACUAAAAAAGAAACAAAACCAGCUAAUCCGAAAAUCACUGAAACUUCUUUAAAAAAAGACUCAAAUAUAGUUUAUAAAUCAAGUUUGAUUAGUUGUAACAAAGAUAAAAGUGGUGAAGAAGAAGAUAUUUUGAUUGUAGAGAAAGUAGCAAUUACACCAGAAAAACUAUUGACUCCUGAUGGAAAAAAAAUUAUCGCUAAUGAAUUGGAUGGAAUUUUAACAACAGCCAAAGAUAUUGUAACAAAAGAAAAAUUGUCAGACUCUGGAGCUACUACAGCGCCCACUAUGCCAGAAGAUGAAAAAAUUAAUGAAUCAAAAAAAGAAAUUGAAGUUAACGAAUCAGACAAAAAAGUCGAAGAAUUUAAAAAAGCCAAAGAUGCAUUAAAAACACCAGAUGAAGUGGCCGAUUUACCAUUCCACGAAGAAGCAGAUGAACAAAAACCAAAAGUUGCAGAAAAAGAAAUUGAGUCAGAGAUUGAAACUCAAGAAAUUGUACAAGUAGAAAAUGCCGAAUAUGUACUGGUAUCAUUAGAUUCCUCUCCAGAAGUAUUAAAAAGACAAGUGUUAGACACCGUAGGCUUAUUGGAUACCGAACUUGACGAAGAUUCUGAUAAAGAAGAUGAAUACGUAGAAACAAAACAAAGUACAAUUCUUCCUGAUAUUGAUGAAAAAACUAAAUUAAUAGAACAUUUACUAGAAUCAUCCAAGGAUUUAUGUGAAAUAACAGAAAAAAUUGAUGAGUUAAAAAAACAAAAUGAACAUGAGAUCACCAAUCACCAAAUUCAUGAUCAUUUACAAGACUUCAAUCACGAUCAUACCAAAACAUCAAAUUGUACGCAAUUAAAUAAACAAGAAAACUCCACACAAAUUCAAGAAGAAGCAAAAAUUGAAUUACAAGAAAAAGAAUGUAUUGAUGAAAAACGUUUGACCAUUGAUAAUGAGAAUGAUAAAGAUAUACAUGGAAGUAGUCAUGUAGAAGAAUGUAAUGCAGAAAAUGGAGACAACACUCAAGAUUUAAAACAAAUUACGACAACCCAAGGACCAGAUACAGAUUUGGUAAACGUUGCAAAUAUUACAAUGGAUAAAAAAGAUUCAAAAGCAUCUAGCAAAGCUGGCUCAAUUUGCGAUGAACCACUGACAUUAACUAGAAGUAGAUCUGGUUCUAAAACCGAAGAACCAGAAAGAAAUACAGAAAACUCCACUGAUAAGCAAAGAUCAAAAGCAUCCAGUAAAGCCGGUUCCAUUUGUGACGAACCAUUAAAAUCUCCAGGACCAGAUAUUAGUACUGACAAAAUUAGAUCAAGUUCAAUUUGUCAAGAACAAGACAAAACGAAUAAUGUAGAAGAGAAACAAGAGUCAAAAGCAUCUAGUAAAGCUGGCUCAGUUUGUGAUGAACCAGUUAAAUCUCCAAUUCAUGAAACAAACACAUCAGCUAAUGUGGUUCCAAGUAGAUCUGGUUCAAUAACAGAAGAACCAGAAAAUACUAAUGUUACUGAUAUGCAAAGAUCAAAGACAUCCAGUACAGCCGGUUCCAUUUGUGACGAAACAUUAAAAUCUCCAGGACCAGAUAUUAGUACUGACAAAAUUAGAUCAAGUUCAAUUUGUCAAGAACAAGACAAAACGAAUAAUGCAGAAGCGAAACAAGAGUCAAAAGCAUCUAGUAAAGCUGGCUCAGUUUGUGAUGAACCAGUUAAAUCUCCAGUUCAUGAAACAAACACAUCAGCUAAUGUGGUUCCAAGUAGAUCUGGUUCAAUAACAGAAGAACCAGAAAAUACUAAUGUUACUGAUAUGCAAAGAUCAAAGACAUCCAGUACAGCCGGUUCCAUUUGUGACGAAACAUUAAAAUCUCCAGGACCAGAUAUUAGUACUGACAAAAUUAGAUCAAGUUCAAUUUGUCAAGAACAAGACAAAACGAAUAAUGCAGAAGAGAAACAAGAGUCAAAAGCAUCUAGUAAAGCUGGCUCAGUUUGUGAUGAACCAGUUAAAUCUCCAGUUCAUGAAACAAACACAUCAGCUAAUGUGGUUCCAAGUAGAUCUGGUUCAAUAACAGAAGAACCAGAAAAUACUAAUGUUACUGAUAUGCAAAAAUCUAAGGCAUCUAGUAAAGGUAGCUCAAUUUGUGAUGAGCUAGUUCGCUCUCCAGUUCAUGAAACAAUCACGACAGCUAAAUGUGUUUCAAGUAGAUCUGGUUCAAUAACAAAAGAACUAGAAAUAACAGAAGAAAUCACAAUCAAUAAACAAGGAUCAAAAGCAUCCAGUAAAGUCCAUUCAGUUGUUGAAGAACUUACAAUUUCUCCAGGGCCAGAAAUUAACACUGAUAAAACUGAAACAACAGAUUUAACAAGUUUAGUUUCUCAAGCGCUCGAUGUAGCAAAUGUUUCUGAUACAGACAAACAAGAAUCCAAAGCAUCUAGUAAAGCUAGCUCGGUGUGUGAUGAACCCAUUAAAUCUCCAAUUCAUGAAACAAUUACAUCAGCUAAUGCAGUUUCAAGUAGAUCUGGUUCAAUAACAGAAGAACAAGAAAAUAUUCAAAAAAAUGUUACUGAUAUGCAAAGAUCCAAAGCAUCUAGUAAGGCUAGAUCUGUUUGUGAAGAACCCAUUAAAUCUCCAGUUCAUGAAAUAGUUAAUGCAAUAACCAGUAUAACAAGUUCUAUAACACAUGACCCGGAAAAUACAACUAAGAACACAACUGGUUCCAAACCAUCUAGUAAAGCUAGCUCAGUGUGUGAUGAACCGGUUAAGUCUCCAGUUCAUGAAACAAUUACAUCUAAAAAUUCAGUUCCUUGCAGGUCUAGCUCAAUUUGUGAUGAGCCUGUUAAAUCUCCAAUUCAAGAAAUAAUUACAUCAGUUAAUGCAGUUCCAAGUAGAUCUGGUUCAAUAACAGAAGAACCAGAAAAGGUUCCUGAUUUGCAAAAAUCAAAGUCAUCUAGUAAAUCUAGCUCAAUUUGUGAUGAAACUAUUAAAUCUCCAGUUCAUGAAAUAGUCAACGCAAUAACCUGCAGUAGAUCAAAUUCUUUAACACAUGAACUAGAAAACGCUACAAAUGACGUAACGGGUUCCAAAGCUUCUAGUAAAGCUGGCUCUGUUUGUGAUGAACCCAUUAAAUCUCCAAUUCAUGAAACAAUUACAUCAGCUAAUGUAAUUCCAAGCAGAUCUGGUUCAAUGACAGAACCAGAAAACGCUCCAGAAAAUGUUUCUGAUUUGCAAAAAUCAAAGACAUCUAGUAAAGGUAGCUCAAUUUGUGAUGAAACUGUUAAAUCUCCAGUUCAUGAAAUAGUCAACGCAAUAACCAGUAGAUCAAAUUCAUUAACACAUGAACUAGAAAACGCUACAAAUGACGUAACGGGUUCCAAAGCAUCUAGUAAGGCUAGCUCUGUUUGCGAAAAACCCAUUAAAUCUCCAGUUCAUGAAAUAGUUAAUGCAAUAACCAGUAUCACAAGUUCUUUAACACAUGACCCAGAAAAUACAACUAAGAACGCAACUGGUUCCAAAGCAUCUAGUAAAGCUAGCUCGGUGUGUGAUGAACCCAUUAAAUCUCCAAUUAAUGAAACAAUUACAUCAGCUAAUGCAGUUCCAAGUAGAUCUGGUUCAAUAACAGAAGAACAAGAAAAUACUACAGAAAAUGUUACUGAUAUCCAAAGAUCUAAAGCAUCUAGUAAGGCUAGCUCUGUUUGUGAAGAACCCAUUAAAUCUCCAGUUCAUGAAAUAGUUAAUGCAAUAACCAGUAUAACAAGUUCUAUAACACAUGACCCGGAAAAUACAACUAAGAACGUAACUGGUUCCAAAGCAUCUAGUAAAGCUAGCUCGGUGUGUGAUGAACCGGUUAAAUCUCCAGUUCAUGAAACAAUUACAUCUGAAAUUUCAGUUUCUUGCAGAUCUGGUUCUAUAACAGAAGAACCAGAAAAUAUUACUGAUGUACAAAGAUCCAAGGCAUCUAGUAAAGCUAGCUCAAUUUGUGAUGAGCCUGUUAAAUCUCCAGUUCAUGAAACGAUUGCAAAAGGAAAUGCUGUUAUAAGUAUGCCGUUAUCUGAUUCAAUAACAGAUAAAUCAGAAAGCAUUCUACACAAUGUCACUGAUAUGCAAAUAUCCAAAGUAUCUAGUAAGCCUAGCUCGAUUUGCGAUGAACCGGUUAAAUCUCCAGUUCAUGAAACAAUUACAUCUGAAAAUUCAGUUUCUUUCAGAUCUGGUUCUCUAACAGAAGAACCAGAAAAUGUUACUGAUAUACAAAGAUCCAAGACAUCUAGUAAAGCUAGCUCAAUUUGUGAUGAGCCUGUUAAAUCUCCAGUUCACGAAACGAUUGCAAUAGCAAAUGCCCUUAUAAGUAUGCCGUUAUCUGAGUCUGUAACAGAAAAACCAGAAAGUAUUCCAGAUAAUGUCACUAAUAUUCAAAAAUGCAAUGUAUCUACUACAGCUAGCUCUGUUUGCGAUAAACCCGUUAAACAUCCAAGUCAUGAAAUAGUUAAUGAAAUAAAUAAUAUAUCAAGUACUUUAACACACGAAAUAGAAAAUACUACAAAAAAUGCAACUGGUUCCAAAGCAUCAAGUAAAGCUAGCUCUGUUUGUGAUGAACCCAUUAAAUCUCCAAUUCAUGAAACAAUUACAUCAGCUAAUGCAGUUUCAAGUAGAUCUGGUUCAAUAACAGAAGAACCAGAAAAUACUCCAGAAAAUGUUCCUGAUAUACAAAAAUCCAAGACAUCUAGUAAAGCUAGCUCAAUUUGCGAUGAGCCUGUGAAAUCUCCAGUUGACGAAACGAUUGCAUCAGCUAAUUCCAUUAGAAGUAGAUCUGGUUCUGUAACAGAAAAACCAGAUAGUAUUCCAGAUAAUGUCACUGAUAUUCAAAGAUCCAAAGCUUCUAGUAAGGCUAGCUCUAUCUGUGAUGAGCCCGUUAAAUCUCCAGUUCAUGAAAUAGUUAAUGUAAUAACUAGCAUAUCAAGUACUUUAACACACGAAAUAGAAAAUACUACAAAAAACGCAACUAGUUCCAAAGCGUCUAGUAGAGCUAGCUCAGUGUGUGAAGAACCCGUCAAAUCUCCAGUUCAUGAAUUAAUUACAUCUCCAAAUGCAAUCGUGAGUAGAUCUAGUUCUAUUACCGAUAAACUAGAAAUUGUUCCAGAUAAUGUCACUGAUAUACAAAAAUCCAAGACAUCUAGUAAAGCUAGCUCAAUUUGUGAUGAGCCUGCGACAUCUUCAGUUGACGAAACGAUUGCUUCAGCUAAUUCCGUUAUAAAUAGAUCUGGUUCUGUAACAGAAAAACCAGAAAGUAUUCUAGAUCAUGUCACUAAUAUGCAAAGGUCUGGUUCAAUAACAGAAGAACAAGAAAAUACUCCAGAAAAUGUUACUGAUAUGCAAAAAUCCAAGUCAUCUAGUAAAGCUAACUCUGUUUGUGAUGAACCCGUUAAAUCUCCAAUUCAUGAAACAAUUACAUCAGUUAAUGCAGUUCCAAGUAGAUCUGGUUCGAUAACAGAAAACCCAGAAAAUACUCCAGAACAUGUUCCUGAUAUACAAAAAUCCAAGACAUCUAGUAAGGCUAGCUCUGUUUGUGAUGAACCCGUUAAAUCUCCAGUUCAUGAAAUAGUUAAUGUAAUAACUAGAAUAUCAAGUACUUUAACACAUGAAAUAGAAAAUACUACAAAAAACGCAACUGGUUCCAAAGCGUCUAGUAGAGCUAGCUCAGUGUGUGAAGAACCCGUCAAAUCUCCAGUUCAUGAAUUAAUUACAUCUCCAAAUGCAAUCGUGAGUAGAUCUAGUUCUAUUACCGAUAAACUAGAAAUUGUUCCAGAUAAUGUCACUGAUAUGCAAAAAUCGAAAACAUGUAGUAAAGCUAGCUCAAUUUGUGAUGAGUCAGUUAAAUCUCCAGUUUAUGAAACGGUUAAUGCAAUAACCAGCAUAUCAAGUUCUGUAACACAUGAACCAGAAAAUACCACCAAAAAUGGAAUUGAUUCGAAAGCAUCUAGUAGAGCUAGCUCAGUGUGUGAUGAACCCGUAAAAUCUCCAGUUCGUGAAACAACAACGUUGAUAAAUUCUAUCACAAGUAGUUCCAAUACUAUAUCCCAAGAGUCAAAAAAUAUUCCAGAGAACGAAAUUGAAAAGCAAGGAUCAAAAGCAUCUAGUAAAUCAGGUUCUGUUUGUGAUGAACUAGUAAAAUCUCCUCUUUGUGAAAACAAAAAAUCAGAAAAUACCAUUACAAAUUUAUCCAGUUCUAUAACACAAGAACCAGAAAUUGAUAGUCAUUGUUCAAAAGCUUCAAGUAAAGCCAAUUCUAUUGGUGAAGAACCAUUAAAAUCGUCAGAACUAGCAAUAAUCAGCACUAAUGGAAGUGAGUCAAAAAGUAGAUCGAGUUCAGUUAAUCUGGAACAAGAUAUUACGCAUGUUUCUAUUAACGAUAAACAAGAAAGUGAAAAAAGUUCAGUUGUUCAAGAAACAGAAUUUCCACAAAUAAUUGGCAUGGAUAAACAUGAUGUUGAAUCAUGCAGUAGAAAAGAUUCGUUUUUCCAGGACAAGAAUAAUUCCUCAACAUUUUCAUCAAGUAGUACAAGUUCAAUUUGUCAAGAAAUAGAUACUCAAUCUUCAAAACUUUCCAGUAGAAAAAGUUCUGUUGUUGAUGAAUCAAUUAGUAACCCUUCAAAAUUACAUAUUGGGGAAAAGAGUUCUAGUCUUCAAGAAUCAAAUGUUUAUGAACACAAUAUUGAUAAUAAUACUAAAACAUUCAACAAAUCUGGAUCCUUGUGUGAUGAAAUGCUAAAUCUGCCAUUUAACAAGGUAACGGAAAACAUUAUUUCAAAUGAAGCAUAUGAAAAAGUAGUUUCUCCAGAAACUACUGUUGGAAAUACAGAAUCUAAAAUGGUCAAUGCAAUUGAAUCGAUGUGCGAAGAAUCUAUUAAAUCUGAUAAUGAUGAAAUUUGUACAAAAGAACAUUUAGUUUCAAGUACCUCAAGUUUGAUUCUCCAUGAAACAGAAGAAGAAAAAUGUCAACUACCAAGAAAGAGUUCUGUGUUGGAAGAACCACAGAAUUCACUAACUGAGGAUAAUAAUACUAUUUUGUCACCUUCUGACUGCAAUAAGUCAAAUAUUAUUGAAAGAAGAGCGGAGGAAUCAAAAUCUUUUGGUAGAAUAGGUUCUUUGUGUGAAGAAAUUGCGAAAUUUUUAACUGAUAACGAUAAUAAAAUAUCAACUAAUAUUACAUCUGAAUCGCCAUGUAGCUUAAUUGAAUCUAUUCCUUUAAAAAGUAAUAUAGACGAAUUAAAAGUCGAAACUGAAACUUUAUUGCAACUUAAUAAAAACACUGAUACUUUGAACAAGAUUGAAAAAUCUCUACAACUUGAUGAUAAAGUUAAAGUUGAUGAAAAACAUGAUAAUAUAAAUGAGAAAAAUACAGAUCAUAGUCUUCCUGUUAAAAAUAUCACUGAAUCUAAUAAUAAGCCCCCAAAUAUUUCAACAUUAUUGAUUGAAGAAAAUAAUAAGACUGGUAUAAUGAAUGUUGCUCAAAUGGUAGGGAAAAAUAUCCUUGACGAAUCUCUUACUAAACAUACCGUGAUAACUGAUAAUGAAUCUAAGAGUUUAAAAACCUUCACUCCAAUCGCUAAUGUUACUUCAGAAGAAUGUAUUAGUAAAUUAUCAAACGUAUUAAUUGAAGAUAUAGUGAAAACAUCUGAUGAUAAAAAUAUCAUAUGUGAUUCAUCAAUAACAGACAUUUGUAUGAAUCAACCAUUAGGUGUUACUUUGAAUAGCGAAGACUUGGGUGUUACUAAAGAUAUAGUCAUGCAAUUAAAAAGAGAUGUACACGAAGCAUUGCAUCAAUGUAGUAGUGAUGACGAGCGACCAUUUACUCCACAGAGUGAGUCUAGCAUGUCUAGAUCGGCAAUGAAUAUUGAUGAGGACGACGAUGAUAACGAAGACAAUAAAAUUGAAACUGAUGAUGAUAUGCCCGGCUCUCCUAUGUCUACUAGACCAUCACCCGUACAAAUGCAACUCGAUAAUCGACAUGUAGAAAUUAACAUGGAUUUUAAUAAAGCUUUGCAGGAACAUAGGAUUACGAGGGGUGAAGAUUUGACAGCUACUGAAGCAAAUGGUAACCAUGUUACAGAAAUCAAGACAACUGAACAUGAUAAUAUUAACCAAAACCAAGGUACGUCAUCCGACACGGUUCAGAGUUGGGGUAAACCAUUAGGUCUACCACCCGUACAAAGCAUUAAUAAUAACGGUUUUGAUCCAAUUCGUGAGUGGGGGAAACCAUUAGGUCUUCCAUCUCCAACACAGCCGAUCCUUGAACUCACUGAACCUCAAAAUAUGAGCGGCAAGACAACACCCAAGAAGAACGUAAAAAAGAUUAUAGACAACAAACCAAUAAUUAAUGUCAUGGACAAAGACGCGCAAAAUCGAAUCCGACGAUCGGAAUCACCAAGUAAACUCAGAAGUCGAUCAUCAAGUCGAAUGUCCAGAAUUAAUCCCAUUUACCUGGAUCUUAUUUAUGUGCCACAUCAUGGAAACUCAAAAUAUGUGUCUGCUGACUUCUUUAAGCGCGUACGAGCUAGAAACUACGUUUUUAGCGGUACCGAUCCUAGUAAAGAAGUCUUAAAUGCUUUAAUCGAAGGAAAACAAGCUUGGGAGGAUCAAGAUUUAGAGGUCACCAUAAUACCAACUUACGAUACCGAUACACUGGGUCAGUGGGUGGCAGAAAAUGAGGAAUUGCUGACCAAGUUGAAGAUCGAUUUAAGUCCUAGCGCCAGCCGAUGCACGAUAAAACUACAAGAUCAUAACACCAGCUGCUCCGCGUAUAGACUAGAAUUUUAA
Molecule: messenger RNA, 10698 nt
Organism: Macrosiphum euphorbiae (potato aphid)
Lineage: Eukaryota; Metazoa; Arthropoda; Insecta; Hemiptera; Aphididae
Source: the annotation of a GenBank genome assembly